AAAUACAAAUGUACAGUAACAAAAUAUAAAGCAGGAUAUUAUAUAUAUACAUUAAUUGUGCAAGGAAUGGAUUAUUAAAUAUGAAAUGUAAUAUAAAUAAAUACAGUGGGCGUUUAAGUCCAGUUAACAAGAGAAGCUAUGGAGCUAUGUUUACAUGGGGUUGUAAAUAACUGAAUAUAAUCACUGAUUCAUACAAAAUGUUUUCAUAUAUUUUAAUUUCACACCACUUUAAAAAAAUUAAAUCAUUGUUUAGAAUUUAGUCCAUUAUGUAGCCUAUACAUAUUUGCAAAUGCAUUACAUUUGAUUAAUUGUUAUAUAUUAAUAUCAUAUAUAUUGUAGUAACCUUAUAGUAAGACACCCACAUCACCAUAGAAUUUAUGUGACAGAAAAAUAAGUUUUUUUAAUGGAUUGUGUGUGACCGUCAGAUGUAUCGCUUCGCAUUCAGCAGAACGCUUUGUCUUUUGAGCCUAGUGCUUGCCGUACAACAACAAAUAUGGCGUCUUCUGCGGAUGUCCACGUCCGAAUUUGUGGACAAGAAAUAAUCAAAUAUGACCUGGAAAUUAAGGCACUUGUUCAGGACAUCAGGGAUUGCCCUGGACCUCAGUCAACUCUCAUGGAGUUCAACUCUCAGGUCAAAGAGAAGUUCAACAAACUGAGACUCAGAAUACAGGAUCUGGAGCAGAUGGCCAGAGAGCAGGACAGAGAGACGGACAGACUGGCCAUCCUGUCAGAGACAGAGAGCCAGCGGAGACAAAUGCUGAGUAACCAGACAGCAUGGAGGAAAGCAAACCUGGCCUGUAAACUCUGCAUCGACCACAGUGAGAAGGACGAGCUGCUGCAAGGAGGAGACUACCAGAGCACCAGACAGAGGAAGGUGACAAAAGAAUGCCUUGUGGAAACCAGCAGCAACAUCACCGAGAGUUUGAUGUCGAUCAGCAGGAUGAUGUCUGAACAGGUGAAGCAGAGCGAGGACACCAUCGGCACUCUGGCCACCUCCUCCAGGACAGUGCUGGAAACCAACGAGGAGUUUAAAAGUAUGACAGGAACCAUCCACUUCGGGAGGAAACUGAUCCUGAAGUACAACCGGCGUGAGCUGACAGACAAGCUGCUCAUCUUCCUGGCGCUCGCCCUCUUCUUCGCCACCGUCCUCUACAUCCUUAAGAAGCGUCUCUUUCCCUUCAUUUAGCUGUUAAUAAACACACUUCAGGAAGAAUGGCUCUUAGCCGUUUUGAAGUAAAAACUUGAGUACAUAGUUGGAUCAGCAUUGAGACUGAACUUCUGCACGAAGAAACAGAGUCAAGUGGCCCUUUGUUUUUAUCUUGAUCAAUAUGCAAAAUGUUUCUUUAUAAAAUGGGAAUGAAGGAAAAAGUGUGAACUGGCAUUCUGAGGUUUUGUGCAACAGUGAUAAGGUUACAGCCUGCUUCAAACAAACUUGGGCUGUUCCAAACAUCACUGAAGGCUUUUUAUAUACUAUGGCUAUUGAGUAAUCAUGUAGUCUCAAUUUGAUAAUUAAUAAUAUAUUGAUGCACAAUUUCAUACGGUCUAUCCUUCUACCCUUAAGACGUUCAAAAGGCUGCAUUAUGAGGAAAGCUUUGAGAAUGUGACUAUUCUACCCACUUUAACUCCUGAUCCCCACUGACUGUUUUAGAAACAUCAUUUUGAAUUUGUAGUUCGAGAUUCAGAACUAACCAGGGACUAAGCCAUAACCUUCACUUUGUUGCCAUCAGUCAAUUUAAGAUAUGUGUGUGUACAACCUAGAAAGUGUUGUCUGCUCUGGAAGGCUUUUUCAAAGAUGCCAUUGUUACAGUUAUUGACGAGUUUAGCCUGUGCCUUUCUUCUUUAGGACGUCCAGACAACUGACUCAGAGAUGCAGCACUUACUCAUCCUCUAAAGUUCAUUUGUCACGGUGAGUUGGAGAGUGCAUGUCAGGGAUGCCUUACUGUUCGUCUGUGUGACUAUUUUACAGAGCAGGGCUGAAUUAACACACUUCUCGUUGUCCAGUAACAUCAUUGUAGUUUAUUUAAUUUCAAUCAAAAUGCUUACAAAUGUAUUUUUGGAUUCAUUUAAAUAAAAACUUACAAAACAUA
Messenger RNA from Gymnodraco acuticeps, 2087 nucleotides. RefSeq names its product BCL2 interacting protein 1b (gene bnip1b). Gene Ontology annotation, molecular function: SNAP receptor activity. Gene Ontology annotation, cellular component: SNARE complex; endoplasmic reticulum. Bases 494 to 1186 code for a protein of 230 amino acids. The record is from RefSeq and is a predicted model, not a curated record. Lineage: Eukaryota; Metazoa; Chordata; Actinopteri; Perciformes; Bathydraconidae. The transcript has 6 exons. Gene Ontology annotation, biological process: retrograde vesicle-mediated transport, Golgi to endoplasmic reticulum.